CUCACCUCCGCCCGUGCCGCCACGUCAGCCGUCGUCGGGGCCCGCGAAAUCUCCUCGACGGCUGCCUCCUCUUCCUCCGCCUCCCCAUCCUUUCCUCGUGUCCAGUCCACCGCCUCCGCCGCCUCCUCCACCACCACCAUCUCUUGCCGCGCAGAAUCCUACCCCUACCGCUGCCCCGCCCCGCCCCCGGCGAGCCAUGGUCAGCUUCGGCGUCGACACCCGCCCGGCCGCCGCCGCUGGAGGCGGAGGCGGCGGCGCGGGUGCGGCAGGGGAGGGCGCGCUCUCGUUCCUCUCCCGCGGCCUGCGGGAGGACCUCCGCCUCAUCCGCGCGCGCGCCGGGAAGCUCGAGACCUUCCUCAGCGCGCCGGUCCCGGAGCCCGAGCUCUUCGCGCGCCUCCGCCGCGCCUACACCUCCUCCACGUCCUCGGCGCGGACGCGGCUGGACCUGUCCGCGGUCGGGAAGGCGUUCGAGGCCGAGUCAUGGAGGGGCACCAAGGCGAACAGCUGGAGGUGGGAGGAGGAGACCGAGGAAUGGGAGCCCGUGCGGAUGGUCAAGGCGCGGCUCAGGGAGCUCGAGCGGAGGAGGCAGGGACAGUCGGCCAACGACAUGCUCCAGAAGGUCAAGCUCAGCUUGAAAUUGAUGAGCUUUGCACCUGAAGUAUCCGAGGAAGUUCCACCACUGGAUUUAGGAGAACUUUUUGCUUAUUUUCUAAAGCAAUCUGGACCAUUGUUCGACCAACUUGGUAUAAAAAGAGGUAUGUGCGACAAGUUGGUGGAGUCUCUAUGCAGCAAACGCAAGGACCACCAUGUAUAUAAUUUUCUGUCAACAAGUGAAGCGUCUUCAUUCAGAAAUGACAAUGUUGGGGAUGAACUCGACCAAAGAAUAGCAAGUGUCCUACAAAGUACAGGACACCAUUAUGAAGGUGGACUUUGGAAUGAUGGGCCAAAGUGUGACAUAACUGACAAGAGACAUGUUGCUAUAGUCACUACUGCCAGUCUUCCCUGGAUGACUGGAACAGCUGUGAAUCCUUUGUUUCGGGCUGCAUACUUGGCUAAAUCUUCCAAGCAAGAUGUAACCUUGGUAGUGCCCUGGCUUUGCAAGUCGGAUCAAGAACUCGUCUAUCCCAAUAGCAUGACUUUUAAUUCUCCACGAGAGCAAGAGACUUAUAUGAGGAAUUGGCUGGAAGAAAGAGUUGGUUUCAAGACGGACUUCAAAAUAUCGUUUUACCCUGGAAAGUUUCAGAAAGAAAGGAGAAGUAUAAUUCCUGCCGGGGACACUUCACAAUUUAUACCGUCAAAGGAAGCAGACAUUGCAAUCUUGGAAGAGCCUGAGCACCUCAACUGGUACCAUCAUGGGAAACGUUGGACAGAUAAAUUUAAUCAUGUUGUUGGUGUUGUACACACAAAUUAUUUGGAAUACAUCAAGAGGGAGAAGAAUGGUGCUAUUCAGGCAUUUUUUGUUAAGCAUAUCAACAACAUAGUUGCCAGAGCUUAUUGCAAUAAGAUUUUGCGACUAUCGGGUGCUACUCAAGAUCUGCCUAAGUCAAUGAUAUGUAAUGUGCAUGGUGUCAAUCCCAAGUUUCUGGAGGUUGGAGAGAGAAUAGCAGCGGAGAGGGAGUCUGGUCAGCAAUCCUUCUCAAAAGGAGCUUAUUUUCUGGGGAAGAUGGUCUGGGCCAAGGGUUACAGAGAACUGAUAGAUUUGUUUGCGACGCACAAGAGUGAUUUGGAAGACUUCAAGUUGGACAUCUAUGGAAAUGGUGAAGAUUCACACGAAGUGCAAUCGGCCGCCAAGAAGUUGAAUCUGAACCUUAACUUUCAUAAAGGCCGGGACCAUGCAGAUGAUUCUCUUCAUGGAUACAAGGUUUUCAUUAACCCAAGCAUUAGUGACGUCCUCUGCACUGCGACCGCUGAGGCGCUAGCAAUGGGCAAGUUUGUCGUCUGCGCAGACCACCCGUCCAACGACUUCUUCAGGACAUUCCCAAACUGCCUGACCUACAAAACCUCGGAGGACUUCGUCGCCAAAGUGAAGGAAGCCAUGACCCGCGAUCCGCAGCCCCUCACCCCGGAGCAACGAUACGACCUAUCAUGGGAGGCCGCCACCCAGCGAUUCAUGGAGCACUCCGAGCUGGACAGGGUCUUGAACAAUAGCAGCAGCAGCAGCGAGUGCACCAGCACCACCGAACGCGCCAAAAGCACAGACAGAAAGAUGAGGAAAUCAGCCUCGGUGCCGAACAUGUCAGACGUCGUAGACGGCAGCCUGGCGUUCGCCCACUACUGCCUCACGGGCAACGAGCUUUUCAGGCUGUCGACCGGAGCCAUUCCCGGGACGCUCAAUUACAACAAGCAGCAUAGUUUGGACCUUCACCUCCUUCCUCCCCAGGCACAGAACCCUAUAUACGGCUGGUAAAGUAUACUGCCACUGUCGAUUAGUAGUACAUAGCUAUAGCCCGGCAGUUUGUAACACUAGCUUUUCCCCACUGAUGCCAAAGGCAAGCCUUGUUCAUUAUUACAAACUACUCUACUUGUAGUGAAAUUAGAUGAAAAAGAGGGCCGUUUUUUGAA
This is a messenger RNA of Phragmites australis (common reed), 2562 nucleotides long. Its product is annotated as digalactosyldiacylglycerol synthase 1, chloroplastic-like. Gene Ontology annotation, cellular component: chloroplast outer membrane. Lineage: Eukaryota; Viridiplantae; Streptophyta; Magnoliopsida; Poales; Poaceae. The record is from RefSeq and is a predicted model, not a curated record. Bases 197 to 2407 code for a protein of 736 amino acids. Gene Ontology annotation, biological process: galactolipid biosynthetic process. The transcript is spliced from 7 exons. Gene Ontology annotation, molecular function: digalactosyldiacylglycerol synthase activity.